AUGGAGCAGAUCUGUUGCUCUGACACGGCUGCCUGGGUGAGAGCUGCUUCCUCAGCGCAUACAGACAUUGCAUGCCCCAACAGGGGCACGGUCCUGAUGGGAGGCACUGAAAAGAAGCAAGGGGAAGAUGGCAAACUGAGACAGCUGCACGGCGACGAGAACAGCGAGGUGUGGCGCAGCUUGGCGGCCCGCUGCCUGGCCGAGGAGGCCCUGCGCACUGACAUCCUCUGCAACGUGCCCACCUACAAGGGCAAGGUCCGUGCCUUCCACCACGCCUUCAGCACCAACGACUGCUCGCGGAACGUCUACAUCAAGAAGAACGGCUUCACGCUGCACCGCAACCCCAUCGCCCAGAGCACGGACGGGGCGCGGACCAAGAUCGGCUUCAGCGAGGGCCGGCACGCCUGGGAGGUGUGGUGGGAGGGCCCGCUGGGCACCGUGGCUGUCAUCGGCAUCGCCACGAAGCGGGCAGCCAUGCAGUGCCAGGGUUAUGUGGCCCUGCUGGGCAGUGACGACCAGAGUUGGGGCUGGAACCUGGUGGACAAUAACUUGCUGCAUAAUGGAGAGGUGAACGGCAGUUUCCCCCAGUGCAAUAAUGCACCCAAAUACCAGAUAGGUGAAAGGAUUCGAGUUAUCCUGGACAUGGAAGACAAAACAUUAGCAUUUGAGAGGGGCUAUGAGUUCUUGGGAGUUGCCUUCAGAGGACUGCCAAAAGUUUGCCUGUAUCCAGCAGUGUCUGCUGUCUAUGGUAACACAGAAGUGACUUUGGUCUACCUGGGAAAACCUCUGGAUGGAUGAUGUGGAUUUUGUUGGGACAUCGAAAUGUGGAUGAUUGGGAGGAGAAAUCUGCAUGUUGGUUAGAGGGAAAUGUGUAUUAGAGGAAAAAGAAAAAAGUGUGGGUGUGUGUCCAAGAACCAUCGAGGGAAUCACACGGAGUUUUGAAACAGAGGACCAGCCAUACUUCAGGAAUUGUGUUACAUUUCCUCUUCUACCAGGCCAGAAAAAUCCUCAGGGUUGCAGUUGGUUGAGUGGGAAGCUGACACAUGCAUGUUGCAACAGAUUUCAUUGCUAAGAUGGCAGUGUGUGACCUCAGAUAUUUAAGAAAGGAUUUGAUACAAAACUGCUUGAGGAAAUUAACCUGAGAUUUGUAAGUAGCGUGUUUUGUGAAAGACUCCCAUUUCAAAACUGCUUGUUCCUUCCCUUCCCUCCUUUGGGCCAACAUGGGUACCAGAGGAGAGCGAGUCUGGUUGGGUUUUAUUUACAAUUUUUAACAUACUGAGAAGCGUGGUCUGUCUGGACUGCCCUUCUCUAGUAUAAUGAUACAAAACGUGCAGCUAUUUUUCAGUGUAUUUUAAGGGUUGUAUAUAUAGAACACGUUGAAAAGAGCAGUUAAAGGAAAGGGUUUGCUUUAUUCUAACUGGGACAUAAUUUCUUAAAGGGAAACCCCUCCCCCCACUACGUGGCAUCAGAAAGUAUACCUCAGACAGGUAUAUAACAUUCAUGUAAAUGUACUUCUGUUGCGUUGUAAAGCAUUUUGGGAUGCUCUUGUGGAGUACGGUGCUACGUUGGGUCAUUUUCUGUGAAAGUUUCCAUAGUUUUAGCAACAGUUUUGUUCUCUGUAGGAAACACAAAAUGUUUUCCCCACAAGUUCCCUUUCACCAUAAUUUGCAGUCCCCUUUAGGAAAGGAAGCCACAACACAGCAGUGAGCUUAUCUUCCUUCUGACAUCAAAAACGCUGACUUUUAAAAGCAUUCUUACGCUUUCUAAUCACUGUGGUGAAAUGUUUCAAAUUAAUGAGGAAGGAGCCUUCAGUUUCUGAAUCUAGACCUUUUUUUUCAGCUUUAAUGGCUUUAUAAGGCUUUAAGACUUGGCUGAACCUUUAUUUCAUGAAAUAAAAUCCCCCAAUACCCAAGUAUUCACCUGUCUGUUUUCAGUCAGGAUGAGUAAAACUCUCACCACCCCUUUGAUGGGGGUUUUGGAUCAGGUUCAAUGUUUGGGCUUUUCACUUGCACCCGUUUUCUAAAAACCAUGUACAAACCCCCCUGGUGUGUUGGUGUGCUGGCAUAGGCAGGCUGGGGUGGCUGUGAAGCUGAGGGGUGUGGUAAGGAGGGACUUUCUAGCGAAACCGCUUUCCUCUGAGGGUGAAAGGUCUGUAGGGAGCCCCAGAAGGGCUUCUUUUAAUAGGGCAUUACAAUCUGCAAGCCCUGUGGCUGGCUCUUGUCUCUCGUUUCUUGUUGAUUGGUGUUUCCCAGAGGUGUCUGAACCAUUUCAGAGUUGGGCAUGCUUUUCAGAGAGGGAGGAGGAAAUGUUUAUACAACCUCUUUUUGCUUUAUUUGUGCUAGAGAAUGUGAAUUGCUUAAUAUUGGACACUGGCAAUGCUCUGAGCACAGAAGAGAGGGGAAUUCCUCUUGGGCUGUUGCUCAUUUCCCCCCUCCCCCAGUUACUGGAGUAAUGUAAGGAGAGCGGUGCAAGCAGGUGAGGCUCCUAGUUUGCUGCUGAUGAGCUAUUUCUGGAGUGCUUUUUACCUAGUAGAUAACCAAGUUCUGCACUGAAACAGAGUACAUCUGUCAUUACCAUUUAAAAGUCUUUUGAAGUAUUUAUUUGUUUUGUGUGUUUUUUAUUGCUUAAAGGCAAUAUCAAGGUCUGUUCCUCUUGGCUGCGUUAAAGAAACAAAAUAUGCAGCGAGAAACGAAGAUGUUUUAAGUGGUGCUGAGGACAACUGAAUAAAUUAUGUAGGAUGGGCAUACAAGUACAUUUUGGAAAAAUCUGUUACAAGCAUUGAUUGUACUAGACUGUAAAGUAUGUAUCUGCAUAGCAGAACCAUGGGGCAUGAAGUAGGGAAAA
Molecule: messenger RNA, 2844 nt
Organism: Athene cunicularia (burrowing owl)
Lineage: Eukaryota; Metazoa; Chordata; Aves; Strigiformes; Strigidae
Gene: FBXO45
Product: F-box protein 45
Exons: 4
Coding region: 1-798 (265 amino acids)
Biological process (GO): synapse assembly involved in innervation; proteasome-mediated ubiquitin-dependent protein catabolic process
Cellular component (GO): synapse; SCF ubiquitin ligase complex
Molecular function (GO): protein binding
Source: RefSeq, a predicted model, not a curated record